CUUUGUUGCUUAAAGCUCUUCCCCUCCCACCUCUCCCUUAUCUCUCUCCAUCAAUUUCAAAACAAAAACAAAUAACUACACACGCAUCCCCUCCUCUUAAAAACCAGAAAGACCCACCACACAGAUUAAACUACAAACUCACUGAUCACAACCUGUCUCAUAAGAAAAAAGGAUCACUCACACAAACACCAUCAUACACAAACACACACACACACUCACUCACUCACACUCAACGCACCAACAACUUUAUUUCCUCUCCAUGCGAUCAUGGAAGGAGGCGACGAUCUCCACCACCAUCAUCACCACCACCGUCAGAACUUCCCAUUCCAGCUCCUCGAGAAGAAAGAAGACCAAGAAGCCGCCUCAUGCUCCACCUCCUCCCCCUACCCUUCACUAGCAAUCUCCGCGGAACCCACCACAUCCAAUUCCACCCGAUCCAACCAGCUCGCGGCGCCGUCGGACCCUCCAAACAGACAAAAGCCCCCACCCAAACGCACGUCGACCAAGGACCGGCACACAAAGGUGGAUGGUCGUGGCCGCCGCAUCCGAAUGCCCGCUCUCUGCGCCGCUCGCGUCUUCCAACUCACGCGCGAACUCGGUCACAAGUCCGAUGGCGAAACCAUCGAGUGGCUCCUCCAGCAGGCCGAGCCCGCCGUCAUCGCCGCCACCGGGACCGGAACCAUCCCCGCCAACUUCACCUCUCUCAACAUCUCCCUCCGCAGCUCCGGCUCCUCCAUGUCCGUCCCCUCCCAGCUCCGGUCCUCCUACUUCAACCCCAACUUCUCCCUCCAACAACGGCGCACCUUGUUCCCCGGCAUCGCCUUAUCCUCCGACACCAACCCCACCAACACCUCCACACUUCUCAAUUUCCAAUCCAACAACCUCAACACCUCCAUGCUCCAGGCGAAGCCCGAAGCUCCCUCCUCCACCUUGGACUUGUCCGACACAAGCGCGGAGGAAUCAACCCUAGGCCGGAAAAGAAGACCGACGGAACAAGACCUAUCCUCCUCCUCGCAGCACCAAAUGGGAAGUUAUCUCCUCCAGUCGAGUGCAGGCACGAUUCCUGCGAGUCACGCCGCCAACAUAUGGAUGGUGGCCAAUUCAAACACCAAUCAAGUCAUGAGUGGCGAUCCCAUAUGGACCUUCCCUCCGGUUAACAACAGUGCCUUGUAUAGAGGCACCAUGUCUAGUGGGUUGCAUUUCAUGAACUUCCCCACGCCCAUGGCACUUUUGCCGAGUCAGCAACUGGGGUCUUCUGGGAUUGGUGCUGUUGGGGGAAGCAGUAACAAUAAUAGUAAUAACAACGGCAAUAAUAAUAUGAAUGAAGGGCAUUUGAGUAUGCUUGCGGGGCUCAGUCCUUAUCGUCCAGUUAUCGGCGUUUCUGAAUCUCAGGCAAGCGGCUCGCAAUCGCAUCGUGGAGGUGCCGCAGAUGAUCGCCAUGAUACCACCAGUCACCACUCCUAGAGGGUACCAUGUGAUGUGGUGUGAUCACCGUAAAUUCUUCUUCAUACUUGUGGUCUAGUUUGAUUGAUGCUGGCGGAUGCAUGAUGGAUAGAUGGAUGUGUUUGACACACGUGAGGUUUGGUUGAUGAUCUUCGAAAUUCAGUUUUAUUUAUUCCCAAAAUUAAUUUUUUGGUGUGAUUAAUAUUUUGGAGGGGACGGAGGGGGAAAGGAGGAGGAGGAGGGUUUUUUAGGGUUUGGCAGAUGACAGUAUUUAACAAUUGGAGAAGAAAAGGACUGAGUUGCAUUCCAUUCCAUUCCAUUCCAUUCCAUUCCACGAGCUUUGCAAAGUUUCCCACCUAACAGGCAUUUGGGUUGUUUUCUUUCUCUCCGUCUCUCUUUCUGGGCCACAGCACAGGGCAGAGGUCGUGUGGUAAAAGGGAUGAAACAGUGUUACCGCUGGAGUGUGAAAAAAAUGAAGCGGUAGUAUUAAAAUUUACAUUGCUUUUUGAUCAUUCUGAUUGUAAAUCUCUGCCAUGAAUCUCGAGGUUUACUGCAUCAAUGAUUAAGAUUUUUCAGAGAGAUGGGGGUAAUAGGACGGUGGGGUCAAAACCUUAUCGGUUCCAGGUGUUGGCUCAGGUGGUGGGGUCCGGCUGCUGGUUAUUGCCCAAACCAAUGUACAAUGUCACUGACAAACAGGUGGAUCAUUCUCCAUCUUCUGUUUUCUUUUUUAAUUUUCUUUUCGCCCUUUUAAUGGAGCAGUUGCUGGCAUCACAGAAAGAUCCAUGGUGAGUCUUAAUGACCCUACUGAUAUAUGCCCCACCAUUCCAUCAAUCAGGACCCUUCAUUUUAUGGGCCAUGCUCCUCCUAUUCAAUGCAUGAUUGGGUCUCUCGCUGCCCACCAAAGGGAAACGUGGAAUCUCCAGUUUCUUGCCCCCUCCUUCCUAAAUUACUCUUCCCUUCAAAAACUCACUCUUCUGCAUUUCCAACACCAAAUACAUGUGUCUUUUACAACCACGUACUGCAUAAAAGUAUUAACAUAUCUUAAGAACAUCACUUUAUAUGAUCAUCUUAUCUUUAAA
Messenger RNA from Vigna radiata var. radiata (mung bean), 2522 nucleotides. Its product is annotated as transcription factor TCP14-like. The transcript is spliced from 2 exons. Gene Ontology annotation, cellular component: nucleus. NCBI's taxonomy places the organism in Eukaryota, Viridiplantae, Streptophyta, Magnoliopsida, Fabales, Fabaceae. The record is from RefSeq and is a predicted model, not a curated record. Gene Ontology annotation, molecular function: sequence-specific DNA binding; DNA-binding transcription factor activity. Bases 268 to 1464 code for a protein of 398 amino acids.